Molecule: messenger RNA, 900 nt
Organism: Blumeria graminis f. sp. triticale
Lineage: Eukaryota; Fungi; Ascomycota; Leotiomycetes; Helotiales; Erysiphaceae
Source: the annotation of a GenBank genome assembly
AUGUAUCGCCGAGGAUAUCAUUCAUCAUUUUCCUCUGAAGCCCAUGAAACAUAUGUUAAAACGCCGACGGUUCGGCAAGACUCAUCUACGGGCACUUUUGAGGAGAAAGAGAAUGAAACCUGGCACAAUAGGACAAGUAGCGCAAGCAAAAGUAUUGCGGUCCCAGGAGACGAGCAGGAUUCGGCCCUGUUGAGUGAAGAACUAGAAAAGAAAUCUAUCAAUGAUGGGGAGGACUCAUACCGGGUCAGUAACUUUCACGAUGCUGCUGUUAAUUUAAGUGUAGCUUCCAACACUAUCAGCAAUAGACUAGAUGACUCAUACUACUCCAUACUUGAUAAGCUUUCUACACUUCAAAGCACUGUAAACAGCUUGAAAAAGCUCGCAAUUAUGACACGAGAGCUAAACAUCGACUUCGUGGCUGAAGGAGAGGAUUUAAUUCACGCGGCAAAUGCACAGCUUGAUUCCUUUAAUAAUUUCGAGGACCAAGCUAUACAUAUCAAGCAACUGAAAGAAAGAGUGGAAUCUGGCCGAGAACGAAUGGGAAUCUUGCGAGAGAGAGUCAAAGAAGUUAAGAUGCGUGUUGAGGGCUGGGAAAAACGUGAGCGCGAGCAGCAGGACCAAACAAGGAAAAGACUGAGGAUCUUAUGGGGCUGUCUCAGUGGAAUUUUGGUCCUGGUAUUCAUGGUACGCAUUUUACCAUUGUGGAUGGCCAACUCCUCUAAUCUUGAGCACUCGAAACAAGUGGCAAACAUCAAUGAAGAACCUGACAGCCAAAUUUUCUCAAUAACAUCAAUGGAACACGACAGCAAUGAGCCUCCUAUAGACAGACUAAAUGAUGCUAAGUUGACCUAUAGUGAAUUAGACAAUAAUGAGAAGCUAACGAAUCGUAAAGAUUUGUGA